AUGUUCUCGCGAGGUAUUGACAAUAUUGAUCCGCAGUCCGUCAUAAUAAAGCGAUUUUUCUCCACUGAAGUACUAUUGUCGCGUUUCGGUAUUGUUUGUUACAGUUAUGGAAGAUACAAUGGUAGAAUUUCCCAGCUCUCUCGAGAGCGUUCUCGGAAUCUUCAGUGUCGCAAUGGUGUUAAUAUGAAGUCUUAUGAACAAAUGAUUAGCUGCGCUAAGGAAAACUUUUCCGAUAUCGUUCAAGGAUUGGUGGGAAGAGAGGAAUGUACGAUAUGCUGUAAGACUAACGAUGUGUUCGGAUUAGGUUUAUGUAGGCACCCCGUCUGUAUGGAAUGUGCAAUUCGUAUCAGAAUUCUUUCGAAAAAUAACCAGUGUCCGAUCUGCAGAACAAAUGUGGAGACGCUGUGGUUCGCAUUCGCAUCGAGUGGUUUGGGUUCGAUAUCCUUAUGGUUCGAAUCGUUGAACCAUCCAGAUGAGGAGAGGUUCGGCAUUCAAUUCCAAAACAAAGAUGUGUGCAUUCGUUAUGAAAAGUAUUUGGCUCACGUAUCGACCAAUCACCCAACCUUCACUUGUUCACUAGAUCCCUCGUUUUUCAGUGCUGAUGGCGAAAGGCUUGAGUUUCAUACGUUCGUUGCAUUAAGACAUCAUAUGUCUAAUGUUCAUCAGUUGGCGUAUUGCCAUAUCUGCACAGAUAAUUUAAUGUUGUUUUCAAGAGAAAGAAAGACAUAUACGAGAGACGCACUUCAACGACAUAUUCGAUGUGGAGAUAGAGAGGACAAAAGCUUGAAAGGGCAUCCUCUGUGUUUGUUUUGUGAGCAGCGGUUUUUUGACGAGGAAUGCCGAUAUCGACACCUUCGCAAAGAACAUUUCUUUUGUCAGUUUUGUGAAAACGAGGGUAAACACUUCAACAUAUUUUUCGGGUCCUCCAGAGAACAUAGUGGUAGCCGUGGCGCUGUAGCACUCGACUUUCAAUACAGCGAUCGUCAGCUUGCUGGUUCAUCACGACCAAAACGCGACGUUCCUAACGCUCAAAAUGCUCCACUUAUCCGUCGUGAUAAAAUUUCUGUUAUUCAGCAAGAACAAGUUUCUCAACCUAGGCGCAGACCAAACGAAUACAUCGUUGUGCCGUCAGCUCAGAGCAAUAAUCGCGCUAUUCGUUCCAAUGUCUCACCAUUAUACACUCUUCAAAGUGAAGAUUUUCCCAACCUAGGAAAUUUUCCUAAUUCUCUGACGAGUUUACGUUCUGAUAACUUUGCUCGACUGAAUCGGGUGAAUUAUGCAACUCUUUCGCAUGGUAAUUCAUCUACGUCUACUCAAUCAGCAUUCAGGGACCCGUCUUCUAGAGACUUCUCCUCAUCCUCGAGGAAUAUCUUGAAGAAUGGAUCUGAGAACGCCGUAGAACAUUUCCCAGCUCUGUCUGUAUCACGUGGUCGAGGUUCUGUGACGUCUGCUUGGGGUGGUAAAAAGAGCUUUAAAUCAGUUAUUUCGGGAAACGAGGUGCCAAGUAACGUGAGGACCUUACCAGAACCGGAUAUUUGGCCGGGAAAUAUUUCUACACCAUCUACAACGGAUGUCGAGACAGAGCAGUGGCAUGAGGUGCCUGGUAAACCCCGGAAGUUUGAUAAGAAACAGCGACCAGCCCGGCAAAAGGCUGUUGUGCGAGAAAGUAAUGAUGUAGCAGGUACAGAGCAAAGACCAUUCGGAAAAGAGUCAAGCGAACCAUCGGUCGACACUCCACCAGGGCUUUGUAUUAGACCUUCGUCAACCAGCGAUAUUCUUCUGGGACCUCCUCCAGGAUUUGAAAAUGUCUGUAUCGUCGAUUCAGCACCACCAGGGCUACCAAUUACAUCUGUAUCUCCAUCUCCGUUCCCAAAGACUAAUUUAAUUUCUCAAUCUGACACCAACAAAAAUACUUCCAUUGAAAUCGUGCAAAAACCUGAAGACGAAUGGUGCGACGCGAACGAGAACUAA
Angiostrongylus costaricensis is the source of this 1971-nucleotide messenger RNA. NCBI's taxonomy places the organism in Eukaryota, Metazoa, Nematoda, Chromadorea, Rhabditida, Metastrongylidae. The record is from the annotation of a GenBank genome assembly.